This is a messenger RNA of Bactrocera oleae (olive fruit fly), 2967 nucleotides long. RefSeq names its product 3-hydroxyisobutyryl-CoA hydrolase (gene Hibch). The record is from RefSeq and is a predicted model, not a curated record. Lineage: Eukaryota; Metazoa; Arthropoda; Insecta; Diptera; Tephritidae. Gene Ontology annotation, biological process: L-valine catabolic process. Gene Ontology annotation, cellular component: mitochondrion. Gene Ontology annotation, molecular function: 3-hydroxyisobutyryl-CoA hydrolase activity.
GGUAGGUUUUGACGUUUAGCUGAUAUUUCCACAAGACUAGAAUUUUGUCUUCAGCCAUUACCAUUUUUACUUCUAAAAAAGUAAUUUAUCUUUAUUUUCUGUGGUGUAAAAUACCGUAACGCGAAAUUAAAAAAAAAAUGGCGAGCAUUGCAACAAAAGGAUCCACCUUGGUAAACAAAUUGUUGGUACAAGCAAGACCACAACUUGAAACUUUUCUUAAGUACGCAAAAGUGGAGCUAACACCACCCACUCCAGCUGACAUUCCAGCUAUUCGUCAAGGAAUUGGUCGUCUCAUUAAUGGUGCUCGUACUGGCGCAUACAAAAACCUGACUGUAAAAGAGGCAUGGUUGAACACACUCGUUACUGCCGAGGUUAUCUUCUGGUUUUAUAUUGGUGAAUGUAUUGGCAAACGUCACUUGGUGGGUUAUAAGGUCUAAGGACUUCGUGAGUAGUUAAAAUGUAAACAAAACCAAAACGAAACGAAACAAAUGAAGCAAAAAUAGAUAAAUCCCAACAAUUUUGCGUUAAACAUUAAAUAAAGGAAAUCACAUUCUUUUCGAAAACAAUUUUAUUUUAGUUUUAAGUGGACAAAAAUGUCAACAUAGCCGGUAUUUUGAUAUCUGUCCACUAUUAUUUCUAUAAAAUAAAGGCGUUCUCCCAAGUGGAAUGAGAAGCUCGAUCAAAGCUCUGGCAGAAUCGGAAUUAUAGUCAGUUCUCGAGACAGUUAGGUCUACGUAACCGGAACGAUCCUGGAUUUCUAUCCAGCUAAGCGCACAACAGUAUUCCACCAAAGUAUUUGAUUACGAAAUGAAUUUUAGUUUAAGAAUAUAAUUAUAAUAAUUGAUUUCAAUUAUUUUAAGUUGUGGAUUUUCACAAUUCUGUUAACUUUAAUUGUAGAUCAGGUAGUGAAUAACCUACAAAGUAUUUAUAACAAUUCUUAUAUAUAAAUAUUAUUUGAUUAAAAAAAACUGUUAUUGAGAUCGAAUUAUACCUAAGGACACAUUUCUUCACAUACUUUCCUAAAUUAAUUUAUAUGGAAUAAUAAACUAUGGCUCGUUUUGGCAUAUAUCUAAAUUAACCCUAAGGUGCGCACGUAUUUUUUUAGUUCAUAUUGCAACACUGCCACGAAAAGCGACAAAGAGAAAUAAGAACCAAAACAGAACCGGUGACAAUAGCGUGAUACGAUAAACGACCAGAUAACAAUUUAACGCAGGCGAAGUGAUCUGGUGUCAGAGCACAAUAUAGAAACAACAAUUUUCGAUUGCGCAACUAAAAGCAAAUACAUAUAUUAACUACGUAGGGAACUUCAGAACCAUGCACCCAAUUCAUCGAAUAAUAUAUGCCUUUGGUCAUCGUACCUGCUCCGCCUCACUACUUUCAAAAAGCCAUUUAAGCCGUUCUCUCACGUCUUCUCCGAUGGACACACGUAAUAUGUCCUCAUAUGUAAUAGCAACUGAAUCAUCGGACAAGGGUAUGAUUAUUCUCAAUCGGCCGAAUGCUUUAAAUUCAGUCAACUUGGAAAUGGUACGAAAAGUCUACAAGCAUUUGAAGAAAUGUGAACUGACCAAAUCCAUGGUUAUAAUUAAAGGUGCUGGUGACAAAGCUUUCUGUGCUGGUGGUGAUGUUCGAUCCAUAGUCGAAGCCGGACCCACAGAAGAAUCAAAAGCUUUCUUCCGUGAGGAAUAUACCACAAAUGCCCUUAUCGGAAAUUAUAUUAUUCCUUACAUUGCCAUUAUUGACGGCAUUGUCAUGGGUGGUGGUGUAGGGCUCUCUGUCCAUGGAAAAUUUCGUGUAGCCACAGAACGUACGCUAUUAGCAAUGCCUGAAACCGCUAUUGGGCUCUUCCCAGAUGUUGGUGGUUCUUAUUUUCUAUCACGUUUGCCAGGAAAAUUGGGUCUAUUCUUAGGUCUAACAGGUUUUCGACUAAGGGGUGAUGACGUAUUAAAAGCUGGAUUAGCUACACACUAUUGUGAAAGUGCAAAAUUAGGAGAUUUACAAACGGAGCUGCUAAAUUGCAAGGAUGCUGAUACUGUCAAAGAUAUUCUUGAUAAAUAUAAUACACCAACAAAGAAAGACUUCGUUUUAAGUAGUGUUUUGGAUAAAAUAAACAAAUGUUUCACUGCUAACUCUGUUGAAGAAAUCUUUGAAAAUCUCAAAGGGGAUGGGAGCGAAUGGGCGAAUAAAACUCUGGAGAUGCUUCAAAAAGUUUCACCACUGUCCUUAAAAGUCACUUUCCGCGAACUGGAGUUGGGUUCAAAACUGCUUCUACCGCAAUGCUUAAAAAUGGAGUAUCGUAUGGUUGUUCGUCAUUUGGAAGACAGUGACUUUAAGGAGGGGGUACGAGCCUUACUAAUUGACAAGGAUCAAAAGCCUAAAUGGAAUCCUUCCACCUUGGAAGCGGUGACCGAAGAACGCGUUAAUUCCUUCUUCCAAAAACUUCCUGAUACCGAAGAGUUAAAAUUAUAACAACACAUAGAUUCGCACAAUAAGUUUCAAAGCUCGUAACAUAAAGCUUGAUUGCACUAUUGAUGUGUAGUUUUUUUUUUACAUUUUUUACAAUUUUUAUAUAUAUAUAACGCGUGUUGAAUUUGCAAUUCGUUAACAAGCAUAUUUGAAAAAAUUAGUAUAAUUAAUUUUCGAAAAUAAUGUCAUUUCCAAAAAUCUCAACACCAAAAGUAUAUAACAACUGUUGAUGCAUUUAUUUAUAAAUUACAAUAUUAAAUAUAAUAGAUUUUUUAUUAUACAACAUAAAAUAUAAUACUAAAGCAUACUGUUUUAUAUAAUUGUCAUUGGACACCACAACAUAUAACCGAUAAAUAUUAUGAGACAAUAUUAAAAAGUGCCUAAACAGUUAGAAGUGCUAACAAAUACAAUGUAAUCACAUAUUUGUUGUCAUUGAUGAUGAUGGAGGUAUAAUUAAUAGAAAGUUUGUAAAAUAUAAAUACAAAUUCAAAUAAUUCAACUUUA